ACGCAGUGUACCAACUGCAGCACAAAAAGAACGCCUCUUUGGCGACGAGAUGAAGGAGGAAAGCCGCUUUGCAAUGCUUGUGGGCUGUUCCUGAAGCUCCACGGCCGUGUCCGCCCAUUGAGUCUCAAGACGGACGUGAUCAAGAAGAGAGUCCGAGGUGGUCUCAAUUCA
Lobosporangium transversale is the source of this 171-nucleotide messenger RNA. RefSeq lists its product as hypothetical. NCBI's taxonomy places the organism in Eukaryota, Fungi, Mortierellomycota, Mortierellomycetes, Mortierellales, Mortierellaceae. Gene Ontology annotation, biological process: negative regulation of transcription by RNA polymerase II; positive regulation of transcription by RNA polymerase II. The annotation marks the transcript as partial. Gene Ontology annotation, molecular function: RNA polymerase II cis-regulatory region sequence-specific DNA binding; zinc ion binding; DNA-binding transcription factor activity, RNA polymerase II-specific. The transcript has a single exon. The record is from RefSeq and is a predicted model, not a curated record.